Drosophila takahashii is the source of this 1818-nucleotide messenger RNA. RefSeq names its product GTP cyclohydrolase punch (gene Pu). The record is from RefSeq and is a predicted model, not a curated record. Gene Ontology annotation, biological process: tetrahydrofolate biosynthetic process; tetrahydrobiopterin biosynthetic process. Gene Ontology annotation, cellular component: cytoplasm. Lineage: Eukaryota; Metazoa; Arthropoda; Insecta; Diptera; Drosophilidae. Gene Ontology annotation, molecular function: GTP cyclohydrolase I activity; zinc ion binding; GTP binding.
GCAGAGCCACCCGAAGCGCCAGCACACAAAAGUCCACAAAGUCCAGCUGGGGAAGCAAACACAAAAAAAAAAAGAGACACCAGCGAGAAAAAUAUAUAGAAAACAACUCGGGCCAAGUUCGAAUCGAAGAUUGUGUGCAAGCCAGCUAGCCGUUAAAUUGAGUUCCGUUCGAGUGGCAAACAAACCUGAGUAGCCAUGAGCUUCACCCGCCAACUGUCCGAGAUGAGUGCCAGCGAGCUGAACGAUGCCAUCGAUGACACCAACUUCCCGCAAGCCCACAUCCUGUCGCGCGGUCGCAACAACAGCGUCUGCUCAACAAGUAGCACCUCGGGCACCUCCUCGCUGGCCGACAGGCCGCUGGCUCAGCCAGAAGAAUCAUCAGCCAUUGGAAUCGUGGGAACACCCACCGAGGAGGUGGCUCCGGUGGCUCUACCCACAGCUCCUGCUCCCCUCACCAGCAGCCAGAGACCCCGCCUCAUCCUGAAGACCAACGGCAGCAGUCCGGAUAGCGAUGGUACACAACCGAAAACACCAAUGACACCGCGUACAUCGACAACGCCAGGUAGUGGCCACGAGAAAUGCACAUUCCACCACGACCUGGAGCUGGACCACAAGCCGCCGACGCGAGAGGCCCUCCUGCCCGACAUGGCCCGCUCGUACCGCCUUCUCCUGGGCGGACUGGGCGAGAAUCCCGAUCGCCAGGGACUGAUCAAGACCCCGGAGAGGGCGGCCAAGGCCAUGCUGUACUUCACCAAGGGCUACGACCAGAGUCUCGAGGACGUUCUGAACGGCGCCGUUUUCGACGAGGAUCAUGACGAAAUGGUGGUGGUCAAGGACAUCGAAAUGUUCUCCAUGUGCGAGCACCAUCUGGUGCCUUUCUACGGCAAAGUAUCAAUUGGUUACUUGCCAUGCAACAAGAUUCUGGGCCUCAGCAAAUUGGCACGCAUUGUGGAAAUCUUUUCGCGUCGCCUGCAAGUCCAGGAGCGUCUGACGAAGCAGAUCGCAGUGGCUGUCACCCAAGCCGUUCAACCUGCUGGUGUUGCUGUUGUCGUAGAGGGAGUACACAUGUGCAUGGUGAUGCGUGGCGUGCAGAAAAUCAACAGCAAAACUGUUACCUCAACUAUGAUGGGCGCUUUCCGAGACGACCCCAAGACCCGUGAGGAAUUCCUGAACUUAGUGAAUAGCAAAUAGAGUGGACCAAAAGGAUUAUGAAUAUUGAAAAAUCCGAGACCAACUAAACCCUUGCAAUAUUUUUGGAGACGCUUAUAUACAACAAAGAAACGAACAAAAAUGAAACGAAACACAGGGUCCAUUAGUUUAUGUUUUUUAGGAUUGAUUUCAUUUAGUUAGUGCAAUGUUUGCAGCCAUUAUCCUUGUUGAUUUGUGUAAAAAUUGUUGAAAAUUCUGUUAGCUAAAUACAUUUUUAGAUAGAAGUGAGUAAUGAGAGGCGAGAUUCGAUGAGGUCGAUAUUUGAUUUCCGGUGUUGGGUAGUUUUAUGUUCAAUUUUAUAUGCAGUUUUAUGGCCCUUAAGCGAUAAUUUUUACAACUUAUACAUACGAGUAAUGCAUUGUGCAAUAAGGGAACAACUGAUAAUAAAUCAAGGCAAAUUGUUUAGGGAAUUUACAAUUUAAACAGAGUUCAUAAAAUUUAAUCAAAAAUAUAGUUAUGUAUGUUAACCUAUAUAACGAGUUAUAUUCAAGUUGUCCCACAAAAAGGAACUAAACAUAUUGGACGAUUUUAAAUGUUGAAAUUGAAUGCUCAUUGUGUAAAUGAUGUUGCUUGUAGUGAAUUAAAGCUGCUUAUUAAUUAUACAAUAAA